This is a messenger RNA of Suillus discolor, 1363 nucleotides long. Its product is annotated as NAD-P-binding protein. Gene Ontology annotation, molecular function: oxidoreductase activity. The coding region runs from base 464 to 1363 and encodes 299 amino acids. The transcript is spliced from 5 exons. NCBI's taxonomy places the organism in Eukaryota, Fungi, Basidiomycota, Agaricomycetes, Boletales, Suillaceae. The record is from RefSeq and is a predicted model, not a curated record.
CCCUCUAAGCUUUUGUGUAAGGCUUUAUAAUUGUUCGACGGGGAUUGAUGGAUCAUGUGACAGGAAUGAGUGAGUGGGAGUUGUUCACUAAAGAUACAUACAGUAAGGACAUGCUUUUAUAUCUAAGUGAGUGGCAGUAUCGGUGCAAGGGGAACUCCAUAGCCAGCAGGUGAUACUUCGAACCGGUACAAAGGGAAUUCUAUAGCCGGAUGCACGUCGACUCUCACCCAUAAAUACCUUAGACUAGUUUGGUACUGGCCCAGUUCUGGGACGUCGCAGGACUCCAUCACAUGAGUGAUACAGGCAUAUGAACCCGUAGGACCGUGGGACGAAUAGUAUCGAAAAGCUCGAAUGGUGGCAGUCCGUCUGGCAUGUCUUUGUCGCACGUUAUGCUUGACAUGUCGCGAAGCUCAAAAGUUUGCGCUAUAAAAUACUUCACGUACUUUGAACAAGUAACAUAAGCAUGAUGGUCAUGGCACAAUCCACUCCUCGAGUCUGGCUUAUUACUGGUUCUUCCACUGGGUUCGGCAGGGCGAUGGUGGAAGAAGUCCUGCUUAAUGGCGAGAUUGCUGUCGCGACUCUGCGCAAGCCCUCCGUCCUCGAUGAUCUCGUUGCCAGAUACCCGCGCACACAGCUCUUAGUACUUCCACUGGACGUGACAAAUGAGGCGCAGGUCAAAUCUGCCUUUAUGCAGGCCAAGGACACAUUUGGACGAGUCGAUGUAGUGUAUAACAACGCGGGGCAGAUGUUGAUUCAGGAGCUGGAGGGGGUACCAAUGGACCGUGCCAGGAUGCUGAUGGAUGUCAAUUUCUGGGGCGCUGUAACGGUGAGCUUCGAGGCGGUCAGAUUCUUUAGAGAGGUGAACCCGAAGGGUGCUGGGGGGAUACUUGUCCAAGUAUCAAGCAUGACAGCGACCAAAGCCCACCCGAUGGUCGGGUUCUAUAGCUGCACGAAAGCGGCCUUGGAUUCGUUCACCGAAGUUCUGGCACAGGAGCUCCUUCCCGCUUGGAACAUUCGGUUCGUGAAUGUCCACCCAGGUACAACGCGUACGCCCCUAUUGUUGAGUGAGAUACUAGAGCCUCCAGUAUUGUAUGCAUCGGAACCAACAGCUUUGACGACGAAGAUACGCGCUGGGUGGGAUCCGCUCAACCCAAGUGAUGCGAUUGGUGUUGAAGCUGUGACGAAGCGCAUUUGGUCGGUGACGCGGAUGGGCAACGAGGACCUGCGGAAAGGUAUACAAGAAGGCAUUCCUGGCCUUGUGAACAUGCAUACGGGGAUGGACUCUAUGGAGAACGUGCAUGCAAAAAUCGGGCGACUCCAGGGUGAGCUGAUGUGGAAUAUGAAGGUUCAUUAUGAGUACUAG